This is a messenger RNA of Seriola aureovittata, 2213 nucleotides long. RefSeq names its product serpin peptidase inhibitor, clade E (nexin, plasminogen activator inhibitor type 1), member 3 (gene serpine3). The record is from RefSeq and is a predicted model, not a curated record. Gene Ontology annotation, molecular function: serine-type endopeptidase inhibitor activity. Gene Ontology annotation, biological process: negative regulation of endopeptidase activity. The transcript is spliced from 9 exons. The coding region runs from base 815 to 2074 and encodes 419 amino acids. NCBI's taxonomy places the organism in Eukaryota, Metazoa, Chordata, Actinopteri, Carangiformes, Carangidae.
AAUUAGUGAGUUUAAGAGGUUGUGGAUAGGUAGCUAGCUUUAAUUCCAGUCUUUAUGCUAAGCUAAACUUGAAAAACGUGGGAGGGUAUCAGAGCUAACUAUUUUUCAAAACUUAACAAUUAAUUAAAAACUUAACUAUUAAUCAGAUGCUUCAGACUGUCAUCAUUUUUUUUACGUUGUUUAAGUCAGAAAUUUGACUCUACAUCAUAAUUAUGAGAUGUCUAUAUCAUUUAAAUUUUUCUUCUUCUGUUUUUUUUUCCCCCUGACAGGAAUGUGUUCCUAUGGCCUAUUAAUAGUUCCCAACAAAAUUUCACAGGUCGUGCGUGCGCGUGUUGUGCCUUGCUGUGCUGUGCGCGUGUGUGUGUGUGUGAGAGAGUUUUUUUUUUUUUUCUUCCCUCUGCCCGGUUUGGGAUUUGCUGGUCGGUGACAUGCCUCCCUCCGCCUGGCUCCUUAUAGCCCCGGGGAGGCAGGAAUCCCGGACGAGUGGUACGGACAUCGCCGACGGAGACCGGCGCAGCGUUCCCCUUUAAACACGGUCUUAUGACUACAGGCUGCCUCAGUGAGAGACGACCGGAGGACCGGACCACAGACUGACAGCCGGGGAAAAGCAGGGGACUGACUCAGUGACAAGAAACCGGUGACAGAGACUGACAGCCGGGAACAGCAGAGGACACAUCUCCCCCUGAAGAGGCUGAAUGGUUGGUGCCAGUCCGCGAGAAGUUAAACGGAUACUACCUCACCUGUCAGCAGGAUUUAGUUUCCCUGACCACCAGUUGCACCCUGAGGACACUUCCCCUCCUGCAGCUCUGAGGAAAUGUGUCGCCUGCCGGUGGCUUCACUCUUCAUUUGCUUCUGGUUGGUGGAGAGAAGCCACUGCAACGGCAGCCUUCAGGACAGCAUGGGAGAGCUGCACACCAGGUUCGCCGUCAGCCUCUAUCAGACGCUCACCGAGACGGAGAACAACUCCAACCUGAUCGUGUCUCCAGUGAGCGUCUCUUUGUCUCUGGGGCUGCUGCAGCUCGGUGCCAGGGGCAACACGCUGGCUCAGCUGGAGGGAACACUGGGAUACAACGUGAACGACGCCCAGGUACAAGACUUCCUGUUGCACUCGCAGGGCGACAUGAGCAACACCAGCCAGGGGAUGUGGCUGCACCAGACCUGCACAUUAUUCAUUCAGAGCGGUGUCCAGCUCCUGACUGAGUUCACCCAACACGCAGCGGCCUGGGCAAACACCAGUGUGGUCCGAGCCAACUUCAGCCAACCCAACCACACUCGCAACCAGCCGGAGAGAUCGGGGCACAACAACGAUGAGACGUGGCCCCUCCAGGCAGGAAGCAGCAGCGGGGAGCUGUCGGGCUCGGGCGAGGCCCAGGCAGAGGCCCUGUGGUGGGGCCACCGGCUGCAGAUGGCCCUGGUCAACACAGUGGCCUUCAGGGGUGUCUGGCAGAAACAGUUCCUCUUCACCAACACCCAGAACCUCCCCUUCACCCUCUCUGACGGGAGUACCAUCAAGGUGCCCAUGAUGUAUCAGGCUACAGAGGUCAGCUUUGGUCAGUUCAGGACGGCAUCAGACCAGCGUUACACCGUGUUGGAGCUUCCGUACCUGGGCCGCUCUCUGAGCCUGCAGGUGGUUCUGCCCAGCGAGAGGAAGACGCCGCUGUCCUCCCUCGAAUGCCAGCUCACUGCUCGCCAGCUGGCGUCCUGGGACACUGGCCUGCGCAGAACCAAGAUGGACAUUUUCCUACCCAGGUUCAGAAUGCAGAACAAGUUCAACCUGAGGUCAGUGCUUCCUGCCAUGGGCAUCAGUGACGCCUUUAACCCGACAGCUGCUGACUUCACUGGAAUAUCAGUGGAGGAGGGUCUUUAUGUGUCCGAUGCCUUCCAUGAAGUGAGGAUAGAAGUCACAGAAGAUGGGACAAAGGCAGCUGCUGCCACAGCUAUGGUGCUACUCAAACGAUCCCGUGCUCCUGUCUUCAAGGCGGACCGGCCGUUCUUAUUUCUGCUACGACAAGUUAACACAGGAUCUGUCUUAUUCAUGGGCCGAGUGAUGAACCCAGCUGACCAAGCGCCCUAAAAUUCACACACACACUCAUACACACACACACACUCAUACACACACACCCCUAUUUCACUACUGGUAUUUAUUUGUGGACCAACAGGAGGGUCCACGGACACUUCAGGAAGAGGGACAAUAUUUUUGUACAUAUCUGUAA